Truncatella angustata is the source of this 3166-nucleotide messenger RNA. RefSeq names its product acetylglutamate kinase. The transcript is spliced from 3 exons. The record is from RefSeq and is a predicted model, not a curated record. Bases 316 to 2991 code for a protein of 891 amino acids. Gene Ontology annotation, molecular function: acetylglutamate kinase activity; L-glutamate N-acetyltransferase activity, acting on acetyl-CoA as donor; N-acetyl-gamma-glutamyl-phosphate reductase (NADP+) activity. NCBI's taxonomy places the organism in Eukaryota, Fungi, Ascomycota, Sordariomycetes, Amphisphaeriales, Sporocadaceae. Gene Ontology annotation, cellular component: cytoplasm; mitochondrion; mitochondrial matrix. Gene Ontology annotation, biological process: L-arginine biosynthetic process.
AGAAAACAAGUCUUGAUUCUGAGUUUAAUUGUCUGGCAGGUCUUCUUGUCUUGUUCUUCGAGAGCUUGGGAGAAGGGAAGCUCGUGCCCCUCCUGGUCCUGGUCCUGGUACAAGUCCAAAAAGUCCCGAUUUCGAUCCCACCCGGUAGUUCUUGCGCUGCGAUUCCGACUUUGGAAGCGUCCGCGACCGCUACAUCACGAACCGCCAUUCAUUCUUCACGAUUGGACAGGACGGAGGUUGCGAGAUAAGUCAAUUGGCUUUCAAGAACAUCAAUUCGCUUUUCCUCCCCCACGAAUCGAUUUAGCAACCAUCAAGAUGCUCUCCCGCGUCGCUGUCCGUGCCACCAUUCGGGCUGGCGCCCGUAGGGUGACUCCUCGGGCUGCCCGCCUCGUGCCAGCAGCCAACAACGCUCGUGUGCAAUUCGCCCCCUACACGUCCGGCCGAAACAACGACUCCCGGUUCAUUCGAAGUGCCGUUAUCAAGGUCUUGAACAGCAUUGGCACCAAGCGAGAGGUCCAGCAGUACCUGAGCCACUUCUCCUCCGUCUCGUCGCAGAAGUUCGCUGUCAUCAAGGUUGGCGGUGCUAUUCUGACCGAGCACCUUGACGAGUUCUGCAGCAGCUUGGCUUUCCUCUACCAUGUUGGCCUCUUCCCCAUCAUCGUUCACGGCGCCGGCCCCCAGCUCAACAGGCUGCUCGAGGAGGCCGGUGUCGAGCCCCAGUUCGAGGAGGGUAUCCGCAUCACUGACGGCAAGACCCUGGGGGUUGCCCGCAAGCUCUUCCUGGCCGAGAACCUCAAGCUCGUCCAGAAGCUGGAAGAAUUAGGCGUUCGCGCCCGCCCCAUCACUUCCAGCGUCUUCACUGCCGACUACCUUGACAAGGAGAAGUGGAAGUUCGUCGGCAAGAUCACCGACGUCAACAGCGAGCCCAUCGAGAGCGCCAUUGCCAACGGCUACCUCCCCAUUCUCACAUCCAUGGCUGAGACCCCCGAGGGUCAAGUACUCAACGUCAACGCUGAUGUUGCAGCCGGUGAGCUGGCUCGUGUCGUCGAGCCUCUCAAGGUCGUAUACCUGAGUGAGAAGGGUGGCCUUUUCGAUGGCGAGGGUACCAAGAUCUCCGCCAUCAACUUGGACGAGGAGUUUGACCACAUCAUGGCACAGAAGUGGUGCAAGUUCGGUACUCGCCUCAAGAUCAAGGAGAUCAAGGAGCUCCUGGACGGCCUUCCCCGAACUUCCAGUGUGGCCAUCAUCCACCCCGCCGAUCUCCAAAAGGAGUUGUUCACCGACUCUGGUGCCGGUACCCUGAUCCGUCGCGGAGCCAAGCUUCUCACAGCCACCAGCGUUGACGACUUCAAGGACCUCGAACAGAUUAAGGACGUCCUUGUCCGAGACCGUGACGUGACCGAUUCGCGAGCCACCGUCGACCGGUACCUGGAUUUCUUGAAGGAGCGCCCCUUCAAGGCCUUCUUCGACGACCAAAUGAAGACCCUUGCCGUUAUUCUCAAGCCCGAUUCGCAAAAGUCCUACUCGACCUUGGCCACUCUCAACAUCACCAAGUCUGGUUGGUUGACCAAUGUCGCAGAUAAUAUCUUUGCUGCCAUCAAGAAGGAGUACCCCAGCUUGGUAUGGACCGUCAAGGCUGACGACGAGAACCUCACAUGGUUCUUCGAGAAGGCUGACGGCAGCUUGCUCCGAGGCAAUGAUGUUCUCUUCUGGUACGGCGUCGAGGAAGGUCAAGACCUGACUGACCUCAUGAAGGAGUUCACGCUCAACGGUCGCUCGAUGUUGGGAGAGUCCAACCUGGAGGCAAGACUCCACAGAGCUGCCCAGAUCGCUUCGCAAAACCUCAAGUCCCAUGCUGCAUCCGGGUCGGUCGCUAAUCAAGCCCGUGGUUUCUCUACCUCUGCCCGUCGUGCGGUCAUGAGCGCUUCCAGUGGCUUCGGAAAGUCAGUACGAGGAUACUCCACUACCACCAACCCCAAUCCUCCAUACGGCAAGAAGCACGCUUCUAACGACGUUCCUUCCCGGGUUGCCCUCAUUGGUGCACGUGGUUUCACUGGCCAAGCUUUGAUUGCCCUCUUGAACAAGCACCCCAACUUCGUCCUUAAGCAUGUAUCGUCCCGUGAGCUGGCAGGUCAGACGCUCCAGGGAUAUGACAGAAAAGAAGUCACCUACUCCAACCUGAGCGCAGAGGAGGUUGGCAAGAUGGAGGAGAACGGCGACAUCGACGUAUGGGUAAUGGCUCUGCCCAACGGUGUAUGCAAGCCAUACGUAGACGCGAUCGACCAGGCACGGGCCAAGAUCGGAGAGCGAGACGACAACAGCGUCAUCGUUGAUCUGUCCGCGGACUACAGAUUCGAUGACUCGUGGACAUACGGUCUUCCCGAGCUUACCAAGCGCUCAUCCAUCGCACAAGCUACCCGCAUCUCAAACCCGGGUUGUUAUGCGACUGGUGCUCAGCUCGGUAUUGCUCCGUUGGUGGACUUCCUCGGCGGUUCCCCCAGUGUCUUUGGUGUGUCGGGUUACUCAGGAGCUGGUACUAAGCCUUCCCCCAAGAACGACACCAACCUGCUCGACAACAACUUGAUCCCCUACAGCUUGACUGAUCACAUCCACGAAAGGGAAGUUAGCUCGCAGCUGGGGACUCCCGUAGCUUUCACUCCUCAUGUGGCAAGGUGGUUCCAGGGUAUUCACCACACCAUUCACAUCCCCCUGAAGCAGACUAUGACCUCGCGAGAGAUUCGUCAAAUCUACCAAGACCGCUACGCUGGAGAGAAGCUCGUCAAGGUCAUUGGUGAGGCCCCUACAGUGAAGAACAUCAGUCAAAAGCACCACGUCGAGAUCGGUGGAUUUGCUGUGCAUAGCUCCGGAAAGAGGGUGGUCAUCUGUGCCACCAUCGACAACCUGCUCAAGGGAGCAGCUACACAAUGUUUACAAAACAUGAACUUGGCACGUGGUUAUGCGGAGUUUGAAGGCAUUCCCCUUUCGGAAUAGAUCAGGUAGACACCAAAACGGCUUCUUUUAUUUCCAUAUCGGGUUUGUUAGGGAUUUUGGUUUCGGUUGCGGUUCUGAUUAUUGUAUAUACCUCGAGACCAAUUGAAAUUUGUUUAUACACAAAUGUCUUCUUUACAGCCCGUGUCAACCAUGGCUCUAACUCGCACGGCGGUUG